AUGGGUUUCAGAGUCUUCAACUUGUAUGAGGUUAAACAGUUUGACAGAUAUUCCCGGCAUAUGCCUCUGGGGGAAGUGAGAAUAGCUCUGAAUGCACUUAAUACUUCCAGAAAGAUCGAAUUCUGUGAAGAAUUACAGAAGGCGACAAAGGACACAGUCGGAGAAGUUCUUGUGUCACUGAAGUGUCUUCCGAUCUCUCAGAAGAUAGAGGUUGGGCUACUGAAAGUGAAAACUGCCUUCUUGUACAACAGUCCAGAGAAACGUAUAUAUGCAAGGAUCGAUGUCUUCUGCAAUCUCCAUAAGCAGAAGCAUCAGAAAUCCAAGCCCAAGACCCUCACAUCAAUUACUGUCUUCAAUGAAACAUUCCUGUUCCACCUGCCUCAGCCUAUAGUUUGGGAUUGUGCUCUCCUCAUUUCCAUUUAUGAGCUGCGUCCCAGAAGCAAGCAGCUUGUAGGACAGGCUGUGCUGGGGAAACGAGGACCCAACGAUAUGAAUGACCACUGGCAUCGCAUGGCACAGUCCAUCCAGCACCCUGUAGCUAAGUGGCACCCUUUGCUCAUUUAA
Molecule: messenger RNA, 564 nt
Organism: Podarcis muralis (Common wall lizard)
Lineage: Eukaryota; Metazoa; Chordata; Lepidosauria; Squamata; Lacertidae
Source: RefSeq, a predicted model, not a curated record